AUGCUCAAGCUUUUGAAAAAUUCAAACUACUAUACCUUCUCCAUCUGCUGUGCGAAUAAACAGGAAAGUGUUGGGCCGAGAAGUGCGCCAGGCAGUGGAGCUUCCGCAAGCCCUCCUACUAUCAAGUCUACAUCUUCAGAAAAUCACCGUGGAAUGGAAAAGUAUGGCCACAGCUAUGCUACGUCGUCGUUGGCGGGAACCAACAACACUGGCGCAAGGACCAGAUUUUUGACAGGCGUAAUGUGCAAGCCCGGUUUCAUUAUCGGUGACCGCGUAAGAAAUCGCAAGACAGCAUCAAAACGAUUUCGUUGA
Messenger RNA from Necator americanus (New World hookworm), 312 nucleotides. RefSeq lists its product as uncharacterized. The record is from RefSeq and is a predicted model, not a curated record. The coding region runs from base 1 to 312 and encodes 103 amino acids. Lineage: Eukaryota; Metazoa; Nematoda; Chromadorea; Rhabditida; Ancylostomatidae. The transcript is spliced from 4 exons.